CUCACUCUCCACCGUUGGAUUACCCACGAGUUGGGAGAUAAAACCCUUUCUUCAUGGUUAUCUUCAAUUUGGAAACCCCAACGAUCAAAUCAAAUAAUCGAAACAAAAAUUAGGUCUUGUCUUACUUCUCUCUGCCUCAUUUUCUCAGUAGCAGGUGGGACUAAUAAUCCCACAAACCUCACCGAUCCAAUGACCUCUAAGUUAAUUGCUUCCAAUCUCCGUCACCACCUCACAAAAUCAGCCAAAAUCCUUCGGCCCCAGUUUCUCUCCACGGCUGUGGAGGCGGCGGUGCCAGAACAAGAUGGGGACAGCUCUUCGGGAAUGACUAUGAAGGGCGUUCGAAUCUCCGGAAGACCCCUCUAUCUGGACGUCCAGGCAACGUCUCCGAUGGACCCGCGUGUAGUUGACGCCAUGCUGCCUUUCUAUCUCUCUCGUUUUGGAAACCCUCACUCUCGCACCCACUUCUACGGCUGGGAAUCGGACGAGGCCGUGGAACACGCGCGCGCUCAGGUGGCGUCCCUCAUAGGCGCGUCCCCUAAGGAGAUAAUCUUCACCUCCGGUGCGACAGAAUCCAACAACAUCUCCGUCAAGGGCGUCAUGCAUUUCUACAAGGACAAGAAACGGCACGUGAUAACCACCCAGACGGAGCACAAGUGCGUGCUCGAUUCCUGCCGCCACCUCCAGCAGGAAGGUUUCGAUGUCACCUAUCUUCCGGUUGAGUCUGACGGGUUGAUUGAUUUGGAGAAGCUUAGGGCUGCGAUUAGGCCCGAUACGGGGCUUGUUUCGGUGAUGGCGGUGAACAAUGAAAUUGGAGUAGUUCAGCCGGUGGAGGAAAUUGGUAGAAUUUGCAAGGAGUUUAAUGUGCCGUUUCACACUGAUGCGGCUCAGGCGUUGGGGAAGAUUCCGAUUGAUGUGGAUAAGUGGAAUGUGAGUUUGAUGUCGUUGAGUGGGCAUAAGGUUUAUGGUCCUAAGGGAGUUGGGGCUUUGUAUCUACGUCGGAGGCCAAGGAUUCGGGUUGAGCCUCAGAUGAACGGAGGUGGCCAAGAGAGGGGGAUUCGGAGUGGUACUGUUCCCACUCCUUUGGUUGUGGGCAUGGGUGCGGCGUGCGAGGUGGCUAAAAACGAGAUGGAGUAUGAUGAGAAGAGGAUUUCUAGUUUGCAACAAAGACUCCUUAAUGGGAUUAGAGAGAAGCUUGAUGGGGUGGUGGUGAAUGGGAGCUUGGAGAGGCGCUAUGUGGGGAAUUUAAAUUUGUCUUUUGCGUAUGUUGAAGGGGAGAGUUUGCUCAUGGGGUUGAAGGAGGUGGCUGUGUCCAGUGGCAGUGCCUGCACUAGUGCUAGCCUGGAGCCUUCGUAUGUUUUGAGGGCGUUGGGAGUGGAGGAGGACAUGGCUCACACUUCUAUUAGGUUUGGAAUUGGGAGGUUCACUACCGAGGCUGAAAUUGACAGAGCAGUGAAGCUCACUGUUCAGCAGGUUGAGAAAUUGAGGGAAAUGAGUCCGCUGUAUGAAAUGGUCAAGGAAGGGAUCAACAUCAAGGAUAUUCAAUGGGCGCAGCACUGAUCAUUAAGCUUUCCAAUUGCAUUUCAGUACAGAUGAUCACAAGAACUUCUCCAACGCAUCCUAGCUUUCCCCUCCCACAGCUUAAGGAUUACCUGCCAAGUUUAGCACUAUCUUUGUUCUUGGGUGGUGGAUUAGGGGAGCAAUCGCAGGUAUCAUUUUUUUUUGUUUUUUUUUUUAAUGUUUUCUGUUAGUUUGUACUGUGGGCAUUAAACUAUCUAGUAUUGAGGCAGAACCUCUUUCCUUGCCUUGGUAAUGUCAAUAAAGGUUGGUCCAAUGGGGCUCAUAUCGUUUCAA
Vigna unguiculata (cowpea) is the source of this 1851-nucleotide messenger RNA. It is a transcript of the gene NFS1, whose product is annotated as nitrogen fixation S (NIFS)-like 1. The record is from RefSeq and is a predicted model, not a curated record. Gene Ontology annotation, molecular function: pyridoxal phosphate binding; cysteine desulfurase activity. Gene Ontology annotation, biological process: [2Fe-2S] cluster assembly. Gene Ontology annotation, cellular component: cytosol; mitochondrion. NCBI's taxonomy places the organism in Eukaryota, Viridiplantae, Streptophyta, Magnoliopsida, Fabales, Fabaceae.